AAUACAAUUCAAGGGAAGAAGCAUGAUCGAAGUAUAUUUUGGCCAUGGAACCAAGGUUCAAUCAUACAUACGUAUGUUGUGCUCUUUGAACAUUGUACAUACAUUACUCGUUGCUAGGAUUUAGGAAUAGGAAUACAUACAUAUAUACACGAACUAUUGUUCAAGCCACUUUGUAAAGAAAGGCAAAUUCAAAAAAAAAAUUUUAUAUAUGUAUGUGUACAUUAAGGAACCAGAAUGAAGCUAUUUAGUUACAUACAUUAAUCCCUUAUUUUUGAUAAAACCCAAAAACGACUGAUUUACAUACAUAAGUACAUACAUAUUUAUCAUAAUACCGCAAACCACCCCAUGAAAGUAACCACAGCUGUUUUCAAAACAAUGCUACUCAAACUGUGCGGUUGUUUAUAUGCUCACAUGAGAAUAAGAGAGAAUAUUCAAGAAGAAGCACAUAACAGCUGUGUUUUCAUGUUUUUCUUUAUGCUUUUACUCGAAAUUUCCAAGUAAAUAAAUUAAAUUAAGCGUCCUGUUAAAAUAUAUCUAUAUUUGAAAAUUUUUGAGACUCCGGAAUGGUUUCAACUCGUGGCCCUAGAUCUCGAUAUUUUGAAAAAGGAGAAAAAGUUUUAUGUUAUGAACCAGACGCUUCAAAAGCGAAAGUGUUGUAUGAUUCCAAGAUUUUAGGAACAUACGAGACCAAAGAUAAGAGAGGGCGUAAGCAUAUUCAAUACAAAGUGCAUUUUCAAGGCUGGAGUAGUUCCUGGGAUCGCAAGGUUAGUGCUGAUUAUGUCCUAAAGGAUACCGAAGAAAAUCGCCAGCUGCAAAGAGAUUUGGCUGAAAAGGCUCAGCUGCAGUUAGGCGCAUAUUUAUAUCGAAAGGAACACAAAAAUAAAAAGAGGUCUCGCAAAACGACAGCAAUUAACUCAGAAGACUCAGCUGAUGCUAGUACAUCGCCAAACAAACUUCGACCACGAGGUUUAUCCGAGGAUAAUUUUAGUUCUGGCAGUACGUUCGAGAAAAAUGAACGUUAUUCUAUGAAAGAUGAUGAAACAGACUCCUGUUGCAGUUCAAUCGAGAGUUUUCACGACGAGGAUCGUGUUAUGUUACGUAUUAGUGAACGUUUACGACAGUACUUGGAAUACGAUCAUGAUAUGAUUGUGAAGUAUGGAAAACAACAUGCUUUGCCAUCACGAAAUCCAGCCGUCUCUAUACUAGAGAAAUUUGUUAAGCAGACAGCUUUGAAAAUGGUGUUUGCAAACAACCAGCCGGAAGGUCCGCCUCGACGACGUGCUGCACAGCAACGAACCACAGAGAAAAAGGAAAAGGAUGUCGAAAAAAUCAUAUCAACGGUUGCUCUACUAAAGGAAGUUGCUGAUGGCUUACGGAUUUACUUCGAUUUCACCAUACAUGAGUAUUUGCUAUAUAAAGAGGAAAAGGAAUAUGCUUUGUCCUACUUGUCGGAAGAAAAUCUAAAUUCUUUCACAUAUGUACCGGCACCUGCAUUUUCUCUGGAUUGGUUUAAUAUCAAAAACGAGACAUACGAUAUGACAACAACUGCCGGUAGUAUAUCUGGCAACGUAAAUUCAUCUUCAAACUCAACAUUAGAAAAUACCAUUGAAGCACAACAGAACUCAGCUAAUGCGGCUGACGCCCCGACCAAUCAAACUCCAGCCACAUCCCAAGAAGAACAGCCUCAACGCAGAAAAUUGAGAUCACAUCGUAGUGACGAAUGUGAUUUCACUCUGGAGAAUUGUUUAGCCAGCAUUGCCAGUACCAGCGCAGGAGCUCCUACACCAUUGAAUUGCAAUAUCCCGGCUUCUGGUUUAAAUCAUUUAAAGUCUUUGGCACCCAUUUCUCCGCAAAUACGUGAUUUUCUACAGAAUGUCUUAUCAUGGCGCAUAAUACCUUCAAAUGCACCGCCAGGACCCUCAAUGAUAUUUGGAGCACCACACUUAGCUCGACUUAUAGUUAAAUUGCCGGAAUUUUUGAAUGCAUCCACGAUGAGUGAUGAAAAAUUGAAAAUAAUACUACAACAUUUGGAUACAUUUGUUAACUAUUUGGAAUCUCAUAAAGAUUGGUUUAAUGAAGAAAACUAUGAAAGAAAAUAUGUGAACGUAACACAGGAACGAGAAUCAGAAGAAAAAAGCAAUAUCAAUGUUAAUGAGUCUUCAGCUCCGGCCAACACUGUCGCAAAAGAUCAAGACCAUGUUUUGCCACCCGCAAAAUCGCCAAAUGUUGAAGUUAUGGCCUCGUAGCAAUAAUUUCAUAAGAAUCUUUCUACAAGUUUUAUUGUACAAGUUUUAUUGUAUGGGAAUUUAAUUUGUAAUAAGUUAAAUUAAGUUUUGUAGUAUUAAAUAUAUUCUUAUUAUUUUUUUUUUUUAAUAUUUAUAUUUGAUCUCUUCCAGAACCUGCAAGUAUUUACUUAUUUUUUUUUGAUAUCACAAAGAAAAAAAUCGGUUAUCGUAGUAUUUUUUUCAUUCUUGCAGUUCUGGAACAGAGCAACUUAUAGCGUUCUUCAUUGCUAAUGUAAACGAUAAUAAAUCUGUCUACAAUGGUGAAUAGAAAA
Messenger RNA from Musca domestica (house fly), 2557 nucleotides. Its product is annotated as protein male-specific lethal-3-like. Gene Ontology annotation, cellular component: NuA4 histone acetyltransferase complex; nucleus; MSL complex. Gene Ontology annotation, biological process: regulation of DNA-templated transcription; chromatin organization. Bases 564 to 2246 code for a protein of 560 amino acids. NCBI's taxonomy places the organism in Eukaryota, Metazoa, Arthropoda, Insecta, Diptera, Muscidae. The transcript is spliced from 7 exons. The record is from RefSeq and is a predicted model, not a curated record.